CAAUUAAAUGUGCCACAUUUUUGUUUUGGCGCCCGAAAUGAAUGAACGUUUAUUUUUUUUUUGCAAUCAACAAAAAAUCAUUUUGAAACUUGUUUAUGAUCGGAAAACAGAAUGUCUUUUCUAUUUGAAAGUCCAGUGAAAACUGUUGAAGAACUUCCUUCGCUUAAAUAUUAUCCAAUAUUUGAUAAACGUUGGUCAAGUACAGUGAAAACUAUUGAAAAGAAAAAUGCCACCAAUUCAGGUGGUGGUAAAAUCAAACGACCAAGAUCGACGAGCAAAAUCAGUCGUAAACCAUAUGGACGAAAAAAACUAUUCGAUUCUAGCGAACAAUAUGUAUUGGAUUUUGGUCAGAAAAAUUUCGAUGCUAAACGCUGUCCAACCUGUAAUAUGCUCUAUACGGUGGGUGAGAUUAUCGAUGAGAAAACGCAUCAAGAAUAUCAUGACAUGUUUGUCAAUAGUCUAAAAUAUCGUGAUUGGAAAAAUGAAGAUGUUGUCAAUGCUUUUGAUGAUGGCAGAAUAUUGCGUGUGUUGCCUUCAUCCCCACAUUAUAUGCAUAAAAAACUGGAUGAACUGUUCAAAGUUGCCGACAUCGAAUUGGGUAUCAAUGUGGAUUUGAAAUCAUCAAUGAAAUCAACAUCUCAAUUUUUCAUUUUCAUUUCAUUGCCAUCUAAACGUAUUACAGGAUUCGUAUCUGCUGAACGUAUUAAAUAUGCUAAUAAAUUAUUGUCAGAAAAUCCAUUAAUGGCCAGUACCGAUGAAUAUCCUGCCGAAUGUGGUGUAUCACGAAUAUGGACACAUCCAAAUUUUCGACGUAAACAAAUCGCCACUCGUUUGUUAGAUACACUGAGAAAGUCAUUUUACAAUAACAAAAUUGUACCUUUAGAUCGAUUAGCAUUUUCCGAUCCAACGGUGAUUGGUAAAGAUUUUGCUAAAGCAUAUACCAAAAUGGAUCGAUUCUUAAUCUACCUAUAUCGACAUAUUGUUGAACAAGAUACUGAAUUGAUUGAUAAAAAUUAAUGUUCAUCAUUCCAUUUUUUCAUUGCCAACAUCAUCAUCAUCAUUUGAUGAUAAAAUAACUGUGUUCAAUUUUUUUUUAUAAUAAUAAUGAUGAUGAUUAUUAUAUGUUUUUAUGUUACAAAGUUCAAUACAAUAAUUUUGUACCUUUCAAGUUUGAUUGUUAGUUCAAAGCCAAGUUAUCAUGUAUAGAUCACAUGUACAUUAUAAAUGGAAAAAAAACGAAAGGAGUGAAUGUGAAUGUGAUAACGAUUACGUCAGUAAAAUUAAAAAAAAAAGAAAGAAAGAAAAACUAAUACAUUGGACUUUUGAUUCAUAUAAGAAUCACAUACCUAUCAUAUGUCAUCAUCAUUAAAACAAGUAUAUGAUAUUAUUACCUCAUCAAAUGUACAUAAUAAAAAUAAAACAAUUAUAAGUUGCCAUCAUCCACAAAUAAAUCGAUUUUUUAUUAUU
Dermatophagoides farinae (American house dust mite) is the source of this 1467-nucleotide messenger RNA. It is a transcript of the gene eco, whose product is annotated as Establishment of cohesion. The record is from RefSeq and is a predicted model, not a curated record. Gene Ontology annotation, biological process: mitotic sister chromatid cohesion. Gene Ontology annotation, cellular component: chromatin; nucleus. Lineage: Eukaryota; Metazoa; Arthropoda; Arachnida; Sarcoptiformes; Pyroglyphidae. Gene Ontology annotation, molecular function: protein-lysine-acetyltransferase activity.